Molecule: messenger RNA, 966 nt
Organism: Colletotrichum siamense
Lineage: Eukaryota; Fungi; Ascomycota; Sordariomycetes; Glomerellales; Glomerellaceae
Product: Transcriptional activator protein DAL81
Exons: 2
Coding region: 1-966 (321 amino acids)
Biological process (GO): DNA-templated transcription
Cellular component (GO): nucleus
Molecular function (GO): DNA binding; zinc ion binding
Source: RefSeq, a predicted model, not a curated record
AUGGAGUAUACCCAGGAAAGAAGUUCAUUAGACGAACGUCCGAACCACUCCACAACAUUUAUCGGAAAUUCGAACGAAUCUGAUCCAUUCUUGGUGAAUCAUUUCCCUCACAAUGACCAAGAUGAGAUCGACUUCUUCAGGGUCACGUACCGACAGGUCACUGAUGACAAGAGUCAACCACUUCAUUUCUUGCAAAGCCAGACCGGAACAGCCGCUGAAUCGCAAAAAGUCCUCGGCGAGUGUCUUCCUAAAAUAGAUGAGCGGGAGAGAUUGGAAAAUAUCGUCGACAAGGCUACUGGAGUGUCACUCGUCAGGCUAUAUUUCAGAUUCGUCUUCCAAGCAUUGCCCAUUCUCUCCCGGUCGCUUGUCCUCCCGGAUGUAGAACGCUUUGUCGCAGAGGCGUCGACUGGCCUGUUGGCAGGUAUCUACAUGCUCGCGUUGCCAUUCACGCCAUGGGAUGAGGCACUAUGUAUGAACAAUGCAUAUACGAAGCCAAGUGUCGAUGGUCUCUGGCAAAUCUCAUAUAUCUGUCUUCAGAGAGAGUUGCACUUCCCGCGACUCUCGACCGUUCAGAUCUUCCUCUUGCUACUAAACCAGGUAUCUUUUGAUUCCGUCUCAGUCGAGAAUCCUUCUGCCUGGUCCAUGGCUGCUUCAUUGCUCGGGAUGGCGCAGUCGUUGGGUCUCAAUGCAGAUCCAAGGGGCUGGAACCUGCCACCUUGGGAGAUUAGGCUGCGGAGAAGACUGUGGUGGUCUGUCUAUGUUGAGCAUACUUGGAGGUCUGUCACUCAUGGUCGGUCGUCUAUGAUACGACAUGAUGACUGGGACGUAUCCCCUCUCACCGUGGAUGAUUUUGCCGUUGACCCUACAACACCGACAAUGCCUGGUGGAUCUCAGCCACCAGACUACAUCAUACAACUCUGCUCGUUGACAAGGAUCGCCGAUGAAAUCUGCCGGCUAUUCUUGUGA